GUAUCCAGUAAGAUGUUUCAAGGACUAAAGAAGUUUGGAUUGAAUUAUUGCGAUUUGCAGACCAUGAUUUCGAACGUCUCUGUGUUUCUGCGACUACUUGUCAUUAAUAUUGAUAAACGGGAUAAAAAUAAAAUUCCCUUGAUAUCAUAUAUAGUAACAUUCGUGGCGUCAGCUUGCUACUUCUACGUGUACUGUGUGUCCAUGGUCUGGUUCGUGUUCUGGCGUUGCGCGGAGACCGGUGACACUAUCGCCGGGAUUGUGGUCUUCUCGCUUGGUGUGGCUAGCGAGAUUGCGACAUUCAAACUCUUGUACAUGUACAUGUACAGUGACACUAUAAGAGACAUUGUCGAAGGUUAUAUCACGUUGGAUCGUGAAGUGGUUCCCGGGAGUCGAAAGUCCUUCAACUUGACCAAGUCCCUUAGAGUUGUUAAAAAACGGGCCAUUCUGUUUUGGUGCGUAAUCGUCAUGAACGGUUUCGUUUACUUCGCAAAAGCUGUCAUUCUUCCUGGGAGACAUGUUAUGGAGGAUUCCUUUAUAUUUUUGGGACUAGAACCGAUGUUUGAGACGCCAAACUAUCAAGUUGCAUUCGCAGCCAACACCAUGGGUGUUUUCUUUACGUGCUAUUUAACUUCAAACAUAAGCGCAUUCUUUAUAAUAAUAGCUGGAUAUACAGAAGCGCAAAUGUUGGCUAUUAGUGAAGAUCUCAUACAUUUAUGGGAUGAUGCUAAUAAUGACAGUUUUCUUAAUUCUAUUGAUCUGAAUGAUAAUAAUGUAUCUCCAACAAAUAAAGUUGAAAUUCUAAACAAAAAUGUAAAUAAACGUCUAAUAGAAAUAAUCAAAUGCCAUACCAUGAACAUAGAUUUGUUAAAAAAGGUUGAAAAUGUUUUCCAAGGAGCGAUAGCGAUAGAGUUUUUUAUUUUAAUUGUAUCUCUAAUAGCAGAAUUGCUGGGUGGAUUGGAGAACACAUAUCUACAAUUGCCAUUUGCAUUAAUGCAAGUUGCGAUGGACUGUAUUACAGGACAGAGGCUCAUGGACUCCAGUUCUUCGUUUGCUCUUGCGGUCUAUGACAGUAAGUGGGAAUAUUUCGAUGUAAAGAAUGCUAAAAUUGUUCUACUGAUGUUGCAAAAUGCUCAGAAAACUUUGAAGCUGUCUGCGGGUGGUAUCACGAUGCUUAGUGUUGCGUGCCUUAUGUCUGUGUUAAGGUCCAUUUAUUCAGCAUACACUACGCUCCGUACUACAAUGAAUUAA
Messenger RNA from Zerene cesonia (dogface butterfly), 1248 nucleotides. RefSeq lists its product as uncharacterized. Lineage: Eukaryota; Metazoa; Arthropoda; Insecta; Lepidoptera; Pieridae. Gene Ontology annotation, cellular component: plasma membrane. Gene Ontology annotation, biological process: sensory perception of smell; detection of chemical stimulus involved in sensory perception of smell. Gene Ontology annotation, molecular function: odorant binding; olfactory receptor activity. The transcript has 4 exons. Bases 13 to 1248 code for a protein of 411 amino acids. The record is from RefSeq and is a predicted model, not a curated record.